UUCUGUCUAGUUUUGUCGCUCAGGGAGAGAUUCGCAAGGAUCUCAUACAUGAAUGACUAAGCCAAAGCGGUAAGAUCUGCCCAAAUUAUUCCUUCCCAGGAUUAUAUUAUUUCGAACCUCAAAACACAUUGAACUCCCACUGCGCCAAACGCAAUCGAAGUCAUAAAUCAAUCACCAUGGAUUCCUCAUUCAUAGUAAAGCCUCGUCCGAAAAGAUCAGUGUUACCACCCCAGAAAAAGAAGAGAAAGUUCGACCAUAAGAUUGAAGAAAUCAAUUUCGAUUUAAGUGCUCGCGAGGAUUAUUUGACUGGUUUUCACAAGCGGAAAGUCCAGAGGGUGAAGAGGGCACAGGAGGAAGCCGAGAAGAAGGCUAAGGAGGAGAGAAUUGUUAUGAGGAAACAGGUUUGUGAUUCGUUGCUUUGACAGCUGUCGUUGGUUAAUCUGUUGAUCUUUAGUUGCGAGAAGAGAGGAGAGCCGAGUUGAAUGAGCAUGUUAAGGCUGUAAAUGCGCUAUUACAGGAUGUGGAUGAGAAGUUCGAUGGCGGAGAUGGAGAUGAGUGGGGAGGCAUAGACGAUGAAGACGAGGAGGAAGAGAAAGAUGUGCAAGAAGAAGUAGUGGAUCACGAAGAGGAAUAUAUCGAUGAGGAUAAAUACACCACUGUCACAGUUGAAGGGAUAGAAAUAUCGAAAGAGGGGAUAAAAAGGACUGCGGAAGAAGAUGAGACCGACGAUGGUAUAGAUGAGGCAAAGGGAAAGGUCACGAAACAGGAAGAGAAGGCCAAAAAAGUUUGGCCCAAGAAACCACGGAAGAAGAAGUUCACAUAUGAGACAAAGGCGGAAAGAAAGAUGACGAGACAAAAACAGAAGUCUGGGAGCAGAGCAGCAGCAGAUGCGCGAAGAGGUAAUAAUUAAAGGGAAUCUAUAAACAAAUUCACAAUCAGAACUCGC
Sclerotinia trifoliorum is the source of this 946-nucleotide messenger RNA. The record is from the annotation of a GenBank genome assembly. NCBI's taxonomy places the organism in Eukaryota, Fungi, Ascomycota, Leotiomycetes, Helotiales, Sclerotiniaceae.